GUAUUUUCAUGCGACACUCAUGCGUUACACACAGGGCUGUGUUGCGAAAUAAUCUACCCGUUUUGUAUCUUUUCUAAACAGAUUCUCAUUUGAAGAUAUCACGUUUCUAAUCUACAUCUGAGUUUAAAUUCGGGUAAAAUAGCAUUUAUCAGCAAGCUAAAUGCUAAUGGUUCGUUCGUUGCCCUCUUCCAACACUGACACAGACAGGUGGAGUGAUGACCAGCUUGGCCACGAAAGUGUUUUGCAGGGCAGAGAGAAUAUGCCGUCAUCUGCCAGUGAUGCUCAACACGUUCCUCGUUUUCUCCAUUACUGGGGAAGUGAGCUAUUUGGUUUUGGUGGAGGCUCCGCUAGAGGCAAGCUUGAAGAAAACUGCGUGGUCCUCCUGGUGGAAAGCAGUCCACUUAAUUGCUCAGUACUUCAUGCUUGGCAAUAUCUGCUGGAACGCACUGCUCUUUCUCAAGACCAGCCCGAGUAUAAAAGGUGUUUUCUUGGGUGAAGGCAUGGGACAGGGUUGGAGGUAUUGUUAUACAUGUGAGGCCCACACACCUCCCCGCUGUUCCCAUUGCUAUGAUUGCAAAGUGUGUGUUCUUCGCCGUGACCACCACUGUGUCUUCUUUGGCCAGUGUGUGGGCUUCCAGAACUACCGGUACUUCCUGAGCUGCCUGCUAUUUAUGUGGUCAGGACUACUGUAUGCCACACUGAUGAACGCCGAGGUCUUCAUAGUCAUAUUGAAGGAAGGGGUGACUGUUCAUAGUAUUCUGCUGCUCUUGAUUCCUUGGAUUAUGUUAGUAUCAGGCCAAGUCUCAGCAAGAGCUUUUGCUUUUGCAUUUAUUGCUGACACAUGUGUGGUGGGCUUUUUGUUGGUGUCUGCUUUUUUCUUCUUCCACAUUUUUCUGAUGAUCAGGGGACAAACAACAAGAGAGUGGUACUCCUCACGGCGCCCCUAUAAUCUGGGACUCCUUCGCAACCUGCAACACAAUUUAGGCCAUUACUGGUACAUUUGCUGGCUUUGUCCACUUAUUCCUUCACCAAUGCCUGGAGAUGGCAUCCACUUUGAGGUGACAGGGUCACUAGAGCCUACCAGAUAAUGGAAAUUACAAUUCAUUAUAUUUAAAGUGGUUUACACUGUAGAUUCAAGCACUGAAAAACUUAGUUAUAAUUGCACCUACAUUGUACGUCAGUUUGGUAAUCCCAAAUGGUGUUCAUUGUUUUUAUUUCAGAUGAAUGUUGCACAUGAAGUACUGUAUGCUUUUGGCGGAUUAUUACAUUCUAUGCUCUUUGCCUUAAAACUAGUAAGCCUGUAAAUUUGUUCACAUUUUUAAAAAAUGUUUUUACUACGUAAUUGCACUGUUGUAUCUUGCUAAUUUUAUUCAUUGGUGUGUGUGUAUAUAAAUGAGGUAAUAAAAUGUUUGUUUUGUC
Messenger RNA from Periophthalmus magnuspinnatus, 1419 nucleotides. RefSeq names its product zinc finger DHHC-type containing 24 (gene zdhhc24). Lineage: Eukaryota; Metazoa; Chordata; Actinopteri; Gobiiformes; Gobiidae. The transcript has 3 exons. The record is from RefSeq and is a predicted model, not a curated record. Gene Ontology annotation, molecular function: protein-cysteine S-palmitoyltransferase activity. Gene Ontology annotation, cellular component: Golgi apparatus; endoplasmic reticulum. Bases 216 to 1088 code for a protein of 290 amino acids. Gene Ontology annotation, biological process: peptidyl-L-cysteine S-palmitoylation; protein targeting to membrane.